Molecule: messenger RNA, 1344 nt
Organism: Xiphophorus hellerii (green swordtail)
Lineage: Eukaryota; Metazoa; Chordata; Actinopteri; Cyprinodontiformes; Poeciliidae
Gene: gng2
Product: guanine nucleotide binding protein (G protein), gamma 2
Exons: 4
Coding region: 369-584 (71 amino acids)
Biological process (GO): G protein-coupled receptor signaling pathway
Cellular component (GO): heterotrimeric G-protein complex
Molecular function (GO): G-protein beta-subunit binding
Source: RefSeq, a predicted model, not a curated record
CCGGAGCGGGUUGUAGCCGGAGGGUGGAGACUCGGCAAGCGGAGAGGAGGGAGGCAGCGGGGAUCUCAGCUGGAGCAGAAACAGAGAGAGAGAGACAGAGAGAGAGAGAGAGUACGGAGGGAGAAGUGUGUGUGUGGAUGUACUUUGCUCGCCUCGCUCGCCAACUGAGUGUGUGGAUACUACUCCACAGCGCUGGAUGCGUGGGGGCUUCGCUAAGAAGAAGAGAGAGAGAAAAAAAAACCUAAAGAAAGACGGAGAGCGUGGCAGACGCAAGCCUCUGACCGAGCGGGUGGCAGACACCAGGGCAGGAGGCGCAAGGAGGAGCAAGCAGACAAGGCUGAGCAGACAGGAACUGAGCGGGAGCGCCCAUGGCGAGUAACAACACGGCCAGCAUCGCACAGGCCAGGAAGCUGGUGGAGCAGCUGAAGAUGGAGGCCAACAUUGACAGGAUAAAGGUGUCCAAAGCAGCAGCAGACUUAAUGUCUUACUGCGAAGCUCAUGCCAAAGAGGACCCCCUGUUGUCCCCGGUGCCAGCGUCAGAAAACCCGUUCAGGGAGAAGAAGUUCUUCUGCGCCAUCCUGUAAACCCAGCAUGGCCGCCUGCUGCCGGAGGGACUUUGAACGCAGACGUUCAGAACCCGCAGAAAUCGUCUAAUAGGAGGGCAUCGCAUUGUCCUCUCAAACGCUUGGCAUUUAAAGAGAUCCAAUCAACAGAGUAAACAUGUAACCAAUGAAGGGGGUGUUAUGUUUUUUUUUGUUGUUGUUGUUUUUUUGGAGGAUAUGCGGCAUGUAGGAGGGAUUUGUACUUUUAGGUGACUGAAAAGGGAAGAUGAUGGGAGCGAUAAACACCCAGGGACGUGACGGAAAACCAAUCAACCGACCGGGUUUUCAGGCUCUAUUGUGUAUAAAUUUCAAAAACAGAUGAAGUCAUGGAUAUUGUUUUGUUGCUGUUUGGGGACCAUCAGGUGAAGCACCACAGGGACAAGCAGCCAAAACUCUUGACGCCGCCCGAUUAUUAUUGGAAUGUGUCAUUUUUUUUAAUUUUUGAAGUUGUUUGCGUUUUUACCAAUUUCACCGAGAUAAUCUUUCUAUAACUGUACGUAGGUGACUGAUGAAGCCUUUAUCUUUUGCUCUUUCUUUUUGUUUUAUAAACCAACGGGUUAGUGAAAGCUUCUUUUUUUUUUUUAAAUCGCGGGACGUUUCUCUCUGUACACCUGUCUGAAAGUCUUCAGUCUUCUGUGAAUUGUACAAAUACGAUGCAGUUUGUCUCCUUCGGACUCAAUCCCUCUUUCUACUGUUUGUACAAAGUGACUAGCAGAUAAACUGUGCUGUGGCGUGAGCUCGA